Molecule: messenger RNA, 1242 nt
Organism: Symbiodinium sp. CCMP2456
Lineage: Eukaryota; Dinophyceae; Suessiales; Symbiodiniaceae
Source: the annotation of a GenBank genome assembly
AUGGCUCGCUCCUCGAGUGUCCUUGCAGGCGGCCUCUUGGGUGCCGCCUCCCUGGGAGGCCUCUCCUUCCUGGCACCCGGCUCCGGGAGCCGACAGGUCGAGGUGCAGAGGGAGGUCUCCGUAGCUGCGCAGGCCCCGGGCUUCUUGGCAUCCACGUCCAGCACCGGCAGCGCAGCCCAGGGCGUCACGGGCGCCUUGGCCGUGGCCGGCUUGAGCGUCGCUGCCGUGAGAGGCGCAUCUGCCGCAUCCCGCCAGAAGGGCAUCAAGCCUCGGGCGGCCAAGAGCGUCGUCGCAUGCAACUCCUUGGCAAAGUUGAAGAUCGACGAAGUGGACCUUAAGGACAAGCGCGUCUUCAUCCGCGUUGACUUCAACGUGCCACAGGACAAGAAGGACCCGAACAUCAUCACCAACACGGCCCGAAUCGAUGCGGCCCUGCCCACCAUCAAGUAUGCCCUCGACAACGGUGCCAAGUCCGUGGUCCUCUGCUCUCACUUGGGCCGCCCCAACGGCCAGAAGGAGAAGACUUUUGAUUCUUUUGAUCUGAAGGACGAGAAGUUUUCCAUGAAGCCGGUGGUGGACGCGCCCACGAGGCCGGUGUGCGGCAUCCUUGGCGGAGCGAAGGUCGCAGACAAGAUCCAGCUGAUCAUGAACCUCUUGGACAAGGUUGAUAUCAUGAUUAUCGGAGGAGGCAUGGCUUUCACCUUCAUCAAGGAGGCCGGUGUGGACAUUGGCAACUCCCUCUACGACGAGGAGGGUGCCAAGCUGGUGCCGGAGAUCAAGAAGAAGGCUGAGGAGAAGGGUGUGGAGCUGAUCCUGCCCGUGGACUUCGUGUGCUCCUCCAAGUUCGGAGAUGAUGGCGAGAUCCAGGAGGGCGACAUGAGCACGGGUGUUCCCGAGGGCUUCUUGGGUCUCGACAUUGGCCCAAAGUCCAUCGCCAUGAACGACGAGGCCAUCAAGAAGUCCAAGACGAUCGUUUGGAACGGUCCUAUGGGCGUGUUCGAGAUGGAGGCCUUUGAGAAGGGGACGAAGCAGAUGAUGGAGACCAUCGUGGCAGUCACCAAGGAGGGUGCCGUCUCAGUCAUCGGUGGAGGCGACACUGCCACUGCUUGCAAGAAGUACGACACCGUGGACAAGGUCUCCCACUGCAGCACCGGCGGUGGUGCAUCUCUCGAGCUUCUGGAGGGCAAGCUCCUGCCCGGCGUGGCCGCUCUGGACGACUCCAAGGCCAUGGCAGAUGCCUAG